Molecule: messenger RNA, 1719 nt
Organism: Adineta steineri
Lineage: Eukaryota; Metazoa; Rotifera; Eurotatoria; Adinetida; Adinetidae
Source: the annotation of a GenBank genome assembly
AUGUCAACAUCGCCAAUUGAAUUUAAAUUAUUUGCUCCAAAUAAUAAACAAGUUGAAUUGUUGAUUGCUCAUACUCAAGAUCGCCCGUCACGUCAACGAAUUCCUAUGGUAAAAGAUGAACAAACUGGUUAUUUUCAUUGUCAAGUAUCCAAUCUUCAAGAUGGCGAUUAUGAAUAUCGAUUUCAUCUACAAACUUGUUCACCAAAUCAUAAACCAGACGAAUGGCUAGAUGUUAUUGAUCCAUGUGUUACUCAAUACGAUGCAAUCAAUGAUGAAGGUAUAGUAACAGUGAAACAAGGACGAAGGCUUAUAUCUGGUUGUGAUGAUUAUCAAUGGCGAAAUGAUCACAUUAAAUUACCGGAAAAUAAAGAUAUAAUUAUCUACGAAUUGUACAUAUCUGAUUUCACAGACGAAGGCACGCUGAAUGCCAUUAUUGAUACGGGUAAAUUGGAUUAUCUAAGUCAAGAACUAGGAAUCAAUGCUAUUGAACUCAUGCCUAUUCAAGAAUCAAUGGGUAUGGCACACGAUUGGGGUUACUCAACACGACAUUACUUUGCUCUGAAACAUUCUUAUGGAUCACCUGAAGAUCUAAAGCGAUUUGUUGACGAGUGUCAUGGACGUGGAAUUCGUGUGAUUUUAGAUGGUGUUUAUACAUUUUCAAACAAUGAUUGUCCGUUGUUACAAAUAGAUAAAAACUAUUGGUAUUAUGCUGAUCGUCACCAUCCAGAUGAUCCAAAUUACUGGGGACCCGAAUUUAACUAUGAAUAUUACGAUGAUCAAUUGAAAAUCAAACCUGCUUGUGACUAUAUCAGUGCCGUAGCGAAUUAUUGGUUGGCAGAAUAUCAUUUGGAUGCAAUCAGAUUUGAUUCAGUUAAAGAGUUGGACAAUUUUGAUAUUCUACGUCGAUUAGUCUCUGAAUGUACAGAAAAACGAGCACCACAACCGUUUCUUACUAUUGCCGAAUAUAUACCUGAUACUUCUAAAAUUGUCAAAUGUGGUGAUGGUCCAUUGGAUUCUUGUUGGUCCACUGCUUUUCAUAUGGAUAUCAUUUCAAAUUUAAUGAAUGAUACAGAAUUUAGUUUUGACAAAAUCAAACGUUGUUUAGAUAUUCGUCAGCAAGGCUAUUCGUCACCUCUGGCACUAGUGAACUACAUUUCAAGUCAUGAUAAUCAGCAUAUGUUAUUUCAACUACAACAACAUCACAUUAUGAAUGAUGAUGCUUUUGAACGGCUUGAAUUGGCAGCUAUAUUAUUGAUGACAGCAAUGGGCAUACCAAUGAUAUGGAUGGGAACGGAACUCGGAGAAGCCAGAGAAUCAACAAGUGAUCAGCAUCAGAAAGAUAGGAAAACUAAUUGGCAAGUAUUAGAUGCACCUGUAUCUCCUUAUCGUACUUUACUGAACACUUUUAAACAAGUCAUUAAACUUCGACGUCAACUUACAGCAUUACGUAGUGAUAAUCUGGAAUUUUUCUUCGAACAUUAUGAUGACCGAGUUCUGGCGUACAGUAGACGAUCGAAUGAUAACGAUUUAGUUCUAGUUAUUGCUCACUUCUCACCGAAUAACAGAGAUGGAUAUAUUGUGAAAAAUAUUCCUGCUAAAGAAGGUACCCAAUUCGUUAAUGGAAUGGAUGAAAACGAAGUUUUCCGUAUUGAAAAUGGAACAAAUGAACUGAAAAUGAAUUUGAAACCAUUUGAAGGCAAAAUAUUGAUAAAGAAAUAG